AUAUAUACCAUGAAAUAUUCCAAAACAUAAUAUCCAAAACACUAAACCAAUCUCCUAACAACAACAAAAAAUGCAAGGAGCUUUGUGUAUCAAACCAACCAUUCUUCCUCUUUCUUCACCACUUUUUUCUCCAAAGCUAACUAUUCUUCUUCCUCAGACCAUCACCAACACUAAAGCUUCAAGACUCUCAUCUCUGAGACCAAACACAUCAUCUCCUACAACCUCUGAUCCUCUCACCGUUGACUAUGACUCCCUCCUUUCUGUUUUCCCAGCCGAAGCAUGUGAAGUGAUCAGCGGAUAUGCAUGUUCAGCUGACAUUUCCCCUGAAGUCAAGCUUGAAACAAAGCCCGUCUCACGUUCCGUGGCUUCAGAGUCGGUAAACCGAGAAUACCUAGAGUACAACAACCCCAAAACUGUUUUCGCCGCAGAGGCAUGCGAUGAUCUUGGAGGAGAAUUCUGCGAACCUGACUAUCAAAAAGAUGUCUAUUAGAAGAAAACAGGAUUUGAAUGUGAUGUUGAUGUGUUUGUAUCUUUAUAACCACUCAUUAGUAUAUAAAAGAUAGCUUCACUUUAUCAAGACUGAAGUUGUGAACAGACCCAAGUUCCCAAAGUUAAUAAUACAGUAGUGAUUUAAAUUACAUGGUAUAUUAAUCAACACAAUAAUGAGGAAAAUCUCAGACUAGUUUAAGUAACUUAGCCCAUGCAUGUAAAUCUUGCAAAAUCCAUAUCUUAGACUAGUAAAUUACAUCUGCUACACCAUUUUUUUCUUUAACGUUUUGACACUUCUAUAAAUUGUGGAUGAGUUAUAAACUCUGACUUUUCAUUUUACCUCCAAACGUUAAAUGAUGUUUUUCAUCUAUAUUGUGAAAUUAUGUUUUGUUACCAAACUUCGAAAUAAUCUUUUAUUAUAUUUUUUUUAGUUUUACAUGUUGGAGUUAUACUAUUAUAAUUAAUUUUAGAAUAUAGUUUGAACUAAAAGGAAUUAGAAACUAAAAACUACAUUGUUGAUAUUUUUAUUGUAAAUAUAAGUUUGAUGAUUGUUUUUACUUAAAAUAAAUUAUAUGUUCUUGAACUAUGAAACCAAAUUGAUUAUUUAGAAAUUUUUAAUUUAAAACAGAAUUUUUUAGUAAUUUGAUACAUUUUACAGCCGAAUCUUUUUUGUCAACAAUAUAAAAAAAUAUCCAAUUUUUGUAAAAUUUCAUAAAAAAUAAUUUUGCAUCCAAAACACAGUUACAAAAUGCCAAAACUCUUCUAAGAAACUAAUGAUAUUAAAGUGUUUUAUCUAAAUUGUUAUUUUGAUGUUUGAAUUAGACUGCAACGUCAAAAAAAGGAACAAGAUCAAUUGUUUGUCUCUGGAUCAUUUCAACAGCUGUAAUUGCUUUGGCAAGGUAAAUGGUUUACAUAUCUAUUGUAAAUCUAUCACCAAAAAAAAAAAAAAUCUAUUGUAAAUCUAAAACUGUCUAUACCAUAUAUAGAUGAGAUUUUUCAUAUUUCAGGAUUUGAAAGAAUUUAACCUAACUUCCGAUUAUAUUUCCGAUUACAAACAACAUAUAUAAGGGUGAUCAAUAAAAUUUUACUCUUGAUCAUUGUUCAUGCUUGUUAUUGUUUCCUUCACGUUUUCGCAGUGCCAACAUAAAUUUUUCUUAACAAUACACAGAUAUGGAACGUGGUGCAGCUAUUGCACGCGAUAUGGAACGUGAUGCAGCAAAUCUCGUUUGAAUCUUGAUGUAUACUUUUAUAUCAGGAUAUUUUCUUUUGAAUUAAUCUUUUCUGCUUUUUUAUCAAUGGUUUAUUUAUUUAUAUGUUUUAAAUUGUCAAUAAACUCUAGCGUUGGUUGAACUUUA
This is a messenger RNA of Brassica napus (rape), 1844 nucleotides long. Its product is annotated as light-regulated protein 1, chloroplastic-like. The coding region runs from base 71 to 490 and encodes 139 amino acids. Gene Ontology annotation, cellular component: chloroplast. The record is from RefSeq and is a predicted model, not a curated record. The transcript has 3 exons. NCBI's taxonomy places the organism in Eukaryota, Viridiplantae, Streptophyta, Magnoliopsida, Brassicales, Brassicaceae.